This is a messenger RNA of Gadus chalcogrammus (walleye pollock), 3396 nucleotides long. RefSeq names its product guanylate cyclase 2F, retinal (gene gucy2f). The record is from RefSeq and is a predicted model, not a curated record. Gene Ontology annotation, biological process: cGMP biosynthetic process; receptor guanylyl cyclase signaling pathway; protein phosphorylation. Lineage: Eukaryota; Metazoa; Chordata; Actinopteri; Gadiformes; Gadidae. Gene Ontology annotation, molecular function: protein kinase activity; ATP binding; guanylate cyclase activity.
AUGCACCACAUGUAUCUGAGUCUCAGAGUGGGUCUAUGGGAGUCAAACCAUCUGUGUGUGCCCAUCGUGAGGAGUCGCCACUACCCCCUGCCCCUGUACAAGUUCCUCAUAUGGAUCCUGCUGGGAGUGUUGACCUUCCCGUGUUGUGUCCGCUGUCUGAUAUUCAAAGUGGGGGUGCUGGGGCCAUGGAACUGCGACCCCGUGUACUCCAGGGCCUUACCCGGCGUGGCCGCCAGACUGGCCGUGGGGAGGAUCAACCAGGACUCGUCUUUAGUCCUCGGCCGCAAAAUGGACUUUGUCGUUCUGCAGGAGCCCUGCGAGACGUCCCAGGCGCUCACCACCUUCUUGAACUACGAGAAGGUGGCGGACGCGUUCGUGGGCCCCACCAACACGGGCUUCUGCUCAGCCGCCAACCUGCUGGCCACCAACUGGGAUAAAGCCAUAUUCUCUUAUGGAUGUGUCAACCACGAGCUGGACCAAGGCGCCACGUAUCCCACCUUCGCCAGGACGCUGCCGCCCCCGUUUGGCAUCUUGUUUGCGGUGUUGAAGUACUUUCAAUGGGCCAACGUCGGAAUCGUUUCGUCCAACGAGGACAUCUGGAUGGAAGCGGCCGGGAAGUUAGCAAACGCCCUGCGUCGCGAGGGCCUCCCCGUGGGCAUCGUGACCGCCAUGGGGAUCAACGAGACGGAGGUGGAGCAGACCAUGAAGAGGAUCCAGGCGAAGGCAGACCUCAAGGUCAUCAUCAUGUGCAUGCACUCGGCCCUGAUCGGGGGCCAGCAGCAGGCCACCUUCCUGCUGAAGGCCCUGGAGCUGGGGCUGACCCAGGGCCAGUACGUGUUCCUGCCCUACGACGCGCUGCUCUACAGCCUGCCCUACGGCAACGUCUCCUACGCCCCGCUGAGGAACAGCAGCCGGCUGCGGCAGGCCUACGACGCCGUGCUCACCGUCACCGUGGAGUCGGGGGACCUGUCCUUCUACCAGGCCCUGGACGCGGCCACAUGGAGCGGGGGGCUGCCCGCCAACCUGGAGCCCCUGCAGGUCCACCCUCUGUUUGGCACCAUCUACAACAGCAUCUACCUGUUGGCCAAGUCCAUCCACAGUGCCAGGCAGACUGGCACCUGGUUGUCAGGGUCCAACCUGGCCUACCUAACCAGGAACCGCACCUUUGACGGCUUCAACCAGAAGGUCAGGGUGAGCGCCGAUGGGACGGUCACCACCAACUACGUCAUCCUGGACAUGGACGGCGUGGGCAGCCAGCUGUACUCCACCUACACACUGGAUCCUGCCUCCGGGAACGUUCGCUUUGCUGGGAGGAACAUUAAUUUCCCUGGGGGAUCCGCGCCGGCCUCCGAUUCUCUAUGCUGGUUCGACAAAACUGUCACCUGUACUGGAGGCGUGGAGAUCAUCUAUAUAGUGGUGAUAUUUGUUGUCAUCGCAAUUCUGGCUAUAGUGGGGAUCGCUCUUACUCUGUUUAUCAGGAGGAGAAUCCAGCAGAUCCAGCUGUUCAAGGGCCCCAAUCGCAUUCUUCUCACGCUCGAGGACCUGACCUUCAUCGACCCCCAGCUCAGCAAGAGGAAAAUCACCCUGGAGGAUUUGAGUGAGUCCAAGAGCGCGAUAGAGGACAAGAGCACCAGGUCAAAUGAGCGAUCGCACUCGGUCAACAGCAUCCGGACCAUCACUCACGAGACAACCAACGUAGCCGUGUAUGAGGGAGACUGGGUGUGGCUUAAGAAAUUUGAAGAUGGCCAAUUUAAAGAGGUGAAACAGAGCGCGACUAAGAUAUUCACAAAGAUGAAGGACCUGAGGAACGAGAACGUGAACCCUUUCCUGGGCUUUUUCUGCGACUGCUCCAUGUUCGCCGUGGUAACGGAGCACUGCUCCCGCGGCAGCCUGCAGGACCUGCUGGGGAACGACGACGUCAAGCUGGACUGGAUGUUCAAGUCCUCGCUGCUCCUCGACCUCAUUAAGGGUAUGAAGUACCUGCACCACAAAGACUUCCCCCAUGGCAGACUGAAGUCUCGGAACUGUGUGGUGGACGGACGCUUUGUUCUGAAGAUUACCGACUACGGCUUUAAUGAACUGCUGGAGUCCCAGAAGAGUCCCAAAGAACAAUGGACACCUGAAGAGUUAUUCUGGACAGCCCCAGAGUUCCUCAGGGACCCCGAAAGCUCACGCAGAGGGACCUUCAAGGGGGACGUGUACAGCUUCGCCAUUAUACUCCAAGAGGUGGUGGUCCGAGGACUCCCCUACUGCAUGCUGGGGCUCCCUCCAGAGGAGAUCAUCCGUAAGGUGAAGAAGCCCCCGCCCAUGUGCCGGCCCACCGUGGCCCCGGACCAGGCCCCCCUGGAGUGCAUCCAGCUGAUGAAGCAGUGCUGGAGCGAGAUGCCCGACCGCAGGCCCGCCUUCGAAGAGAUCUUCAACCAGUUCAAAAUCAUCAACAAGGGCAAGAAGACGAACAUCAUCGACUCCAUGCUGCGGAUGCUGGAGCAGUACUCCUCCAACCUGGAGGACCUGAUCAGGGAGAGGACCGAGGAGCUGGAGGUGGAGAAGCAGAGGACCGAGAAGCUGCUGUCUGAGAUGCUCCCGCCCUCGGUGGCGGAGGCGCUGAAGACGGGCACCACGGUGGAGCCCGAGUACUUCGACCAGGUCACCAUCUACUUCAGCGACAUCGUGGGCUUCACCACCAUCUCGUCGCUCAGCGACCCCAUCGAGGUGGUGGACCUGCUCAAUGACCUCUACACGCUGUUCGACGCCGUGCUCUCCAACCACGACGUCUACAAGGUUGGAGACGACGGAUGAGCCUAUUGGGUGUCCUCGGGUCUGCAAGACGGCAACAAGCACGCGCGGAGGAUCGCCAAAGCUCUCUGAACAUCCUCAAGCUCCGUGGAAGCUUCAAGAGCGGCACAUGCUGACGUUCCUGUCCGCAUUCGCCUUUUUCUGUCCCAAGGCUCCUGUGUGGCGGGCGUUGUGGGCCUCACCAUGCCUCGGUACUGCCUUUUCGGAGACACUGUGAACACUGCGUCUCGUAUGGAAUCCACUGGGCUGCCUUAUAGAAUCCACGUGAACAUUAGUACGGUGAACAUCCUAAAUUCCCUCAAUGAGGGUUAUAAGAUCGACCUCCGAGGCAAGACGGAGCUGAAGGGUAAAGGCAUCGAAGAGACAUACUGGUUGGUUGGGAAGGCAAACUUUGCAAAGCCUUUGCCAAAACCUCCAGACAUCAAUCCAGGGGAAGACAAUCAUGGACUGAAACCUGAGGAAAUAGCUGCGUACAGGAAAAAGAAAGCAGAGAAAAAGGCUUGAGCCACAUAUAACCAAAACGGCAGGGACAACUGGCAGCAGAUGGUGACGGAGGAGAUAAAGACGAUCUUUCGCAAGGCCAAGAGGGAGGACAAGCUA